CCCACCCAUGAACCUUUCUUUGCUCUUUGUGUACCGGGGCCACGGUAACACUUUUGGACAAACCCUUCCUUCCCCGGCAGGAUAAUGGCUACCUAAAAACGUAUUGGAGAAGGAACUAUACAACAUAUGUAUGUAUACGUAUACAGUGAGACAAGAGAAAUAAUUAGGAAUUGAGUUAUUACUUGCUUUACUUGGUAUGUACUAAUGUAAAUGAAAAAAGAUGCUUACAGGCCUUGAUGGUAGGAAUUCCUUUCAUUACGCGUAGAGCGGAAAAAAUCUUAUAAUGUUCUCACGAAACAGAUAAAUCAGCUCUGUCCGACAAAUCACCCUAUUUUUCCUUGGCCUAUCCGGAAAAGAGUUCCCAAAGGGGCAAUUAAUGUUCGGGACCAUUUCCUUAAUCAAGAAGAAGUAUCUUUAUCUAAAACGGAUCAGAAAGGGUUCUUUGCGACACUUACGUAGGUAACUCCAAAAACUGCAUAACACCGUGGGAGUUAGGCCAUUCACUUACAAUUUGAUUACAUGACUAACACACUGUAUGAAUGGACGAAACAUAACUUUUUGGCCUAUAUUUUGUAAACAGUAUCGUAAACGUUGAUACUCUUUGCUUAAAACCUACUUAACGAUAAAGUGGCCGGCGUGCGAACGUCUUGCUAGUUGAGAUUCACAACGGUAUUAUGUUAAGAAAACAAUGGAUUUCUCGGUAGUUAUUUUACUUUCGUUGAGCUAUAUCGUGCACGGCUUUGAAUAUCAGAAAAGAUGUAUUUUAUACAGAAAGCAUUGUGUAGACCAUUGCCCGCGAAGGAUGCAUCCCUACCACACGCGAUGUGACGGUCAAACAAUGUCGCAGAGAACUUGUGCUGAACCACACACUUUCGUCCUAGGGUACACGUGUGGUUGGUCUCGCUGCGACUGUAACGGAGAUCUCGUUUUAGACGAGAAUACAGGGGACUGUGUCCAAUACCACGGAUGUACAAUGCCGUUGAGUAAAAGGGAGAAAAACCGAAAGCGUGGAAAAAAGAAGGACUGGAAACUGUCGAAGCGGCUCCGGCUAAGGAACUAUGAAGAUCCCAUGGAUAAAUACAUAAGAGGCCCUACCCCUUAAUAAGUACGAAAGUGAGGGGAAAAAGCAAUAGUUUUUUUUAAUAAAUAAAUUUUUAAUUUUUUUUAAUGUUUUUUUUUCUUGAUGGCAACUACAACACGUGUCAUAAUUUCUCGUAGAUUCGAUCCAUUGACAACUGAAGCACUGUAUGAUCUUCUAUCUGCGGUACCAGUGCAUAAGAUAGGGUUUAAUCAAAUUACAAUUCUAAUACAUAAAUGUAGAAGAACUUAUUAGUACAAACAAUAGAUUUUCAUCCAGGUUAUACACACGGAUAUUUAAUUUCCGAACGCUCUACAUGUAUAGGUUCCUUUAGCACGGAUCCCGAAUUCAAACCCCGGAAUAUAGUAGUUUCGAUAGAUAUACUGAAACCAUAGAGUUCAGAUAUUAUAGAUAUUUAAGUUUCAAUUUUCAGUAGUUUGAAAGUCAUAAAGUCGCCUUUGUCUUGUCAGAAUUCCCUUUACAAUGAGGUUGUUAUUCACUAAAGUUUUACAAAUGUAACUAGCUCGUGGAACAAACAUUCGUAUUUUGCAAAUGACGAAAAGUCAUUUACUUUGAGAAAAAUAUUUGAGAAUCAUGCGUGACUUAUCGAUAGCACAUAAGGCUUAAGAGGAUUGUAUUAAGCGUUUUCCUGCAAAGGAUAUUAUAUUCAUAAACACCGGCACUUUUCUAUACAAUUUACUAAAAGGAGGAUUAGCUUAUCUGAUAUUUUGAAGAGGUCUACAGAUGCGACACUAUUUUUGUACAUUUAUCGACUACAAUCACUUCUAGUUCGGGGGUUUAAACUACUUUAAACACCUCGCGCCACCCUUGCCAUUUUCGUACAAGGUACAAACAGUACAAUUCAUCUUUGCGAUUUUUUCAACCUUUGUUGAUAUACAGUGACGUCGUGUGAUACAGCUUUCACUGUCACACAAAUUAAAGAUUCGAUAGCAAGCAUUCCCUUUUUUAUACGCACUCAUAGCGCCGCGCGCACAAAUGAGUUGAACUAUGUGUACUAAGAUCUAUAGGUGGUAGACGCAUCUAAAGUCAAGUCCAUACCGACAGAAAAACAAUGGAAUGGCCCCGCGUAAACAAAAUUAAGUUUGCGCAUUUUGAGUUUACACCUUUCAAGCCAAACACCCAUUCAAAAUGAGGAUGAAUGACAGCAGUUUUGAAAUAAACAAUUCUGCGACAAAACCGUUAUUUUCCGCGAAGAUUUGAAGUGGUGAAGACGCCAUGCAGCAAGUGUUGGUGAUCUUGUGUUUCAUACAUGUUAUAGAAACAGUCUACUAUGGCAGAGUUGGGAAGGCUGGAUGUCUCAUGUAUAACGGAACUUGUGAGUCAAGUUCAUUUAUUUAUCGUCUUUAUUCAUCCUUAUUUAUGUGUCAUGUUUCAUAUGGUACUUACUUCCGUAAAGAAAGUUUCUGGAAACCAGGCGCAAAAGUUGUAGGUAAAUAAGAAAUCUUGGGCUUCGUAUUUCCGCAACAACUAAUAAAUGUGAAUCCCGUAUUGAGUAGAUAUGACGUUCAGAGUUGAAUUGAUUCUUGCUGAUCAUCGGCCUAGCCUUUUCCCAACUAUGUUGGAAUUGGCUUCCAGUCUAACCGGAUGCAGCUUACUUAAUAGCAGUGACACCAGGU
This is a messenger RNA of Trichoplusia ni (cabbage looper), 2715 nucleotides long. RefSeq lists its product as uncharacterized. The transcript is spliced from 3 exons. Lineage: Eukaryota; Metazoa; Arthropoda; Insecta; Lepidoptera; Noctuidae. The record is from RefSeq and is a predicted model, not a curated record. The coding region runs from base 689 to 1102 and encodes 137 amino acids.